GAACGGGUGAGCUUACGUUAGUUGUGAUACAUCGGUGAUCUUGUAAACACUCGUCACUGUCGGGAGCGUGUUAUUUGCAUUGCGUGUUCGGAAGGGUUGACUGUUUUUUUUUGUGUAGCCUUAAAUUUGUCUUGAUAAAUAACGUAAAUUGCCUGUAUAUCGGAUCGUUUGGACAUGGGGAGCAAAGAACAUGAUACUGUUGUCCAAAGCAUGAAACUAGAUUUCAGUUGUGUAUGAUUAUGGAGUGGGCGAAGUGCUAAAAAAAAUGUGACGUUGAAAUAGUGCUGAUUCACAUACUUCUCAAAAAUGAAGUUAAACGAAGGAACGAAUAGCCGGGAAUAUCCAACCAGAAGAGGAUAAUAAUCUGGUGGUGACUCUUUUUCGCUGAACCGCGAACUUUGUGGAUAGUUGAUUUCGGUGGUGUGCAAACGUCAGAGAAAAUUAGCAUAUUCACACGCAAGCGUUUUUUUCUUCGUGUCAGCGCAAAGCGCGCGGCAGGUUCAGGUUGCGUUCUGCGCAAGGGUGCUGCGGCUGCUGCUGCUCACAUUUCGGAGGCUGUUGUGUUGUGUCUGCGCGUUUGUGCUCGUGGAGAGUUGCGUAUGUGUGUUGUAAGUUGUUGGCUAAGUGCGCUCGCGAUUGGCGAAAGGCUGGGGAGUGUGAUUGGUGAAAAAAAUUUAUAUCCAAGUGGAAGUGGAAGGAAGGUGAAAAACCAGAUAACAUCGCCCAGUUCAUUUGCACUGGCCAGGAGAGGUGCGUGAGCGAUUUCUAAUGAAUUAAUGAUGUGGCUAAAGCUGUCCGAUGGCGGAUCGAGGUUUUAUACGGUUUUGACAGCUAAUAUUUAUUAGAAAGCUGUCAAGUGGUGUGUCUGCUGCUGGCUGCCCUUACGGUCCUUUCGGGGGGCCUUGAGGUGUGGUUGUGUGUAGAGCCAGUAGAAAUAUAGGUAAAUAAUGAAUUUCUGUAUAACAGUGAUCCGUGAGUGUCUGUCGUAGGAAGCGAAGUGGAAGGAGGGAUUCCUGAUUGCAAGGAGGAGGAUGAGGGAGGAGGAGGAGUGCGAAACGUAAUAACAAGUGAAUGGAAUAAACUUGCUUAGAGAUGGUUUUAUGCUGCAGUUUUUCAAUCACAAGGGUGAGAAGUAAAUGUAAUUGUAUGCUGAUUGCAUAGAAAUAAGCAUGAAGAACGAAUACCGUAUGAAUAUAUACAUGAAUAUAAGUGCGAAACGCUGAAGAAAAAGUUGUUGGUACAGGUGUUUGAAGUGUAACAUUAGUAAGAUUUCACAUUAUCGAUCGAUUUCGAAGAAAACAAGUUGAAAAAAGAAAAAAAGAAACAUAGAAGGGCAGUGCGACAGUGGAAGCUCGAAGAAACGGGGAUUAACUUUAUUUGUUUCCCUCUAUAUCUUGUCUGAAUCGUGUUACGUGAUUGAAAAUAUGUGUUCUCGUCGAAUUAGACGACGACCUUUGGAAAUGUCGAAAAAUGUUACUUUCGUCGAAGUUCGUUUAAGUGAGAUUUAAAUAAGCUAGCGGGUUUGUUCCCGUUGAAGAUUCCAAGUUGCGGAAAGGCGCACGGAAGGGAAUAUAUCUCUGAUUCUUUUCGUGCAUUCUGAGUGAGCAUUCGUUCGAGCCCUGAAGUGAAAAAGAAUCGCCACGAUGGGUAGCCGAAACGCGGAGUGUCGUAAAUUUUCACCAAACAUCUUUAACAAGAGCAAAUGUACACACUGUUUUCGCCAGCGCGAGGAACACACCGCGGCUGCACUGGAAUGCAAUCGGGCGACGAGGAAGGUGUCAAAAUGUGGAUAUUUAUUCGUGGCACCCGACUGGGACUUCAGCAAUCCACUCUACAGAACAAAGAGAUGGCAGCGAAGAUGGUUCGUUCUGUACGACGAUGGAGAGCUCACAUACUCGGUUGACGAACACCCGGAAACUAUCCCCCAAGCCAUAAUAGAUAUGACAAAAGUGCUUGAAGUAACCGCUGCCGAAGACGUCACCAGUCAUCCCCACUCGAUCGCUAUCACGGCCCCGGAACGGGUAACGUUUGUGAAAGGCACCUGCCCGGAGGAAACCAAAUGGUGGUUCAAUGUGUUAACAGGCUUUCCUAAAGCUAAGGGCCGACACAAAAGAAAUGCUACAUUUCCUGGCGGGCAGGCAACCACUAUUCUACAAACACAACCUCCAUCAACCGUUCGGAAUCGGCAUAAUUCAUACCACAAAGAUUCUCUGCAGUCACCCGUGAGCAACAUGGAGGCACUGACAGCGCCCUGCUCUUGGAGUCCUGUGGCCCCACCACCACUGAUCGCAUCGGACGAGAACAAUCUAAAUGCAAAUAAUGAAAAUAAUAGCAUCACUAGCAGCAAUAACAACAACAACAACAACAACACCAGCGGCAGCAAUAGCAACAGCUGCAACGCCAAAGUGUACAGUGGUAAACCUAUGCUAUCGAAGACGCCUCCCACUAGAGACAAAACACACCUCGAAAGCAAGUCUCAGAUGCGAAUCAGACAUCGGAAUCGUUCUUCCCUGGAUACAACAGACACAGCAGUGAAGGGCUAUCCUUUGGACGAUAAUAUUAGGCGGGACGAGAAACUGAAAAAUAUUGUCAACACGAUAACGAAUGUAAAUCGAUGGAGCUCGCCUUGCAAUAUUGCCACCGAUACGAAGCAGCCAACGCAGGAUGAAAACACAGUGCCACAAUUCUGUCCCGAGAAAAACCCUGUUCAAAUGCGACCACAAUCCCUAACGAUUUCGUCCACUACGCCGGCCAUUGUAUCUGCCAUCGUCAAGAAGAUUCCUUCCGGAGUCGGCACCACCAGAGCAGAGCAGUUAAAAAGCAACGGUAACCACAUAACCUCUAGUCCGAAGUUAAAAGCUAGUCAAACUCACGAACGAGGCGAUCCCGAUGGCGACUGUGGCCUCGACGAUGCUCCCGCGAAUUAUCUGUCGAAGAACUCGGAACUUCGUGGUAGUCUUUCCAUGGAUGAACUGCUCACUUCCAAGAAGGGAUGGCUCAUGAAGCAAGACACCCGCAGUGGUGAGUGGAGUAAGCACUGGUUUUCGCUACGCGGAGCAGCACUGUUUUACUAUCGCGAUCCAGUAACGGAGGAGAAAGGCGUUUUGGAUGGAGUCCUCGAUGUCAACAGCAUCACCAACAUUACCGAAGUACCAGUCAACAGAAACUAUGGAUUUCAAUUGACGACAUGGGAUAACCGACGAAUUGUACUGUCUACUGUAACGAUCAGUAUCAGGAAUAACUGGAUCAAUAUGUUGAAAAACGCAGCCGGAUUACCUCAAACCAAAGCAACGCAGAACAACAAUAACUUAGGGCUAAACAAUCAGAAUGACGAAAAUUUCAAAAUAUUAACAGACAAAACACCAUUAGAAAUAGAAAUCAUAGACAGCGGCACGUUACAAGAAAAAGCCAGUACCAAUAAUAAUACCAUCAACAAUAGGACGAAUAUUGAAACAAAUCGAGGCGUAGACGAAGUAGAUUGUAAAGCUGUUCAAGGCAAUCAAGAAUUGACUGUACACCUUAAAUUAUCAAGCAGCACCAGUGAUGCAAUGAACAACAAUCUACCCCUGAAAUCGACCCGCACAAAGCCUGUCACGACUCCAGUAACUCCGACCGUGACCAAGUCGAUGCUGUUCUCUUCCGACGAAGAAUAUCGCACUGCAUCCGAAGGUGGGCGACGAGACAGCGUAGGUGACUGGGGAUCACCGAUUUCACCUCCGCCACCGCCAGUGCUACUUUCUGCGAUAGCAAAAACCAAAGAUAGAAUAAGAUCAUCCCACAAUCGAUUACACAAACGAAGUCGAUCGUCACCUCCGAUCUCCCGCCGCAGCACGGUUGACAGCGUGCAGUCGGAGGAUCUUCCGCUGAUAAAUCCCGUUCAGGAAGAAGUUUGCAUCGACAGAGAGCUUCAGUUGAGACUGCAAGCAGCCGAAAAGGAACUGUCCCUGCUGAGGGAGGAAACACACGAGCGAGAGGCAAGGAUGUGCGAGUUGCUGCAAACGCUUGAACGAACGGAGCUGGAAUUGACCAGGAAACGAGAAAAUGAAGAGAAUCGAGAAAAACGCAUGAUUCAGUUGGAUGAAAGUCGAACUAACUCUCAAGAAAUAAUCGAUAAGAUAUCGGGAGAGUUGGACACAAGUAGGGAGACAGUUAGAGAGUUGGAAGAUCGGUUGGCACGAGGAAUUGAAGAAAACGAAUCGUUGUAUAAAAAAAUCAGAGAAUUCAGUAUUUCUAGUCCUGCUUCCAGUUUGUGUAGCUUAAAUGCGAAGGCCGACAGAAUGAGACGAAUGGACUCUUUUAGUGAUUUGACUAGCCUGAACGAGGUUGACCCCAACACAAUGGACAAGAAUAUGUUAACGGAUGAAUAUCAUGAAUUGAGGGCACGUUUCGAGAAAGCCGUCAGCGAGUUGAAAGCGAUGAAAAAGGAAUUGAAAGAGUCACACAAAAUAUAUGAUGACUUGGAAAUUUCGCAUAUAACAUUGAAGAAGGAAAUCGAGCGUAAACAAAGGGAACAUGAUGCUCAAUCAAGAAUGAUGGCCGAUAGGAUACAAGAUAUGACGAAUAAAUAUUCAAACGCAGAAAAGCAGGUCAGAUUGCUCAAACAGAAGCUGGUCAGGAAUGAGAAACGAAGAUCUCUAUCGCUGAAAGGUAAAGAAUCCUUAACGAUUCAGAAGGAACUUGAAGAAAAGCUGUCUGAGUUGGAACGAAAAAUUGACAGUUUUGAACAAGGUGCAACCACAGUAGAGUCACUUGGUUCGCCAAAUACUUCAUCGGAGUUGAAACAAGUUAAGCGCGCCUCAACUCGAUUGCGUCGUAAAAGUUUGGACAGUGCUACCAUAUCAUCUCAACCAAUGCAAGUUUUGUUGAGGUUGAAUAAUCUGGAGAAACGCGUCGAUACUGUGGGAGGUUCAACAGAUGAGCUUUCAGUUACUGCCGGGUCUAGUGAAAGUAUAAGUGACGUUUAUAGGAACGUUAGCAGCACUAGCAUUAGUAGUAUUGGCUGCAACAAAAUCUCCUCUAGUCCGAAAGUUUCCGAACAUCUUGUGGAUCGAUUGACCUGCUUGGAAGGAGUUGUUAUUUCAGUUCAAGAACUUGUCAACCAAAGUUUACAUCAAAUGCAAGCCACAAAAUCAACCAAAUCGCGUAGAUCUGUUUCACCAAUAACAGACAAAAAGGAUUCAUUCAAAUUCAUCGAGAAAUGUCUGUCGGAAAUGUCCCGAAUACUACGCGAUACAUGUGAGAACUGCGUCAUACAGGAUUACUCCCUCAACAAUAAUAUUGUUGUACUUCCCGAGUCCAGUCCAAUUAAGCUCGCGCUCAUACAAAUGGAAGGUCAGCUAAAGAACAAAUUAAGCGACCUGCUGAAGCAGCGUCGAAUGCUGCGUGAAACGAACGGCCUCACUCAAAAGAAAGACAUGGAACUGCUAGCCGAACGUAUCGCAUUCGAGAGUGUCUGCUUCGGACGUUUGAGAAACGCAUUUGAACGAGCAGAAAACAUGAAGGAGUAUGACGAAAAACAAUGCAAAUUUGAGGUCUCCGAGACAAUCCAACAGAUGGCAAUGUUGAAGGCCAAACUUGCUGGUAAAUGCGCAAUUAAACCGAAUAGCAGCACUGACGUUCUCGCCAGCGUGCUGGCGAGAAGAACUAUACUGUCAGCUGGACGCACGAGCAAUAUCAGAACGCUCAACUUCCCACAGAUUGACACCAACUUGUUGGAUGGACUUCUUCGACAGCAAAAUGAAGUUCAAAUGAUUACCAAGCGCUACAAAACGACAGUGAUGGAAAAUUUAGCGUAUGGUUUAGCUGCUGAAACUCUGAGCUAUAUUUCAGCGUCUAACGAAACGAUUCAAGGAGCUGUACAAGAAGCAUGGCGACAAGCGCAGGAGGCGGUCAACGCUGAGCUCGUGCAAUGUGAAAUCGGUCAGAUAAUGAUGCGAAACGCUCAACGUUAUGAAAACUCUAUCACACCUUCCUUCGGUUAUGCCUUGUCAACCGAUGAGCGAAUAUCGUUCGAGAAUUUCGCCGAUGCUGUUCAAGAUGUGCUGCGGCGAGAGAUGGAACUGGCCGUAACGCAACUGACAGAGUGCUACGAAGAAAGCCUGGCGAAGAUGAAACGUGGUCAGUGGAGACUGCAUCUAGAACAAGAACGAAAACCAAGCGAAGGGCGACAGCUGCUAGCAGAAUUCGCUGAUAUAAUCGCCCACAGCGCUUUGAUUGACGCUCGAGUUCAAGUUCUGAAAGGAGACUACGUUCCACCCAAGAUAAAGCUGAUCAAUGAAGAUGCCAACAACUUCAGCGUGGUGGCUCUGAAGAAAUACGAAAAUCUAUACACAGAUCUCACAUCCGAUUUGGAAAUUGCCAAUCCGGAUGACAUUCUCGCUGAAGCUGACUUCAACUUUAUGUACCGACACUUUGUGAAUGAACAGGUUUCAAACAAAACUGACCUCAAAGAAAUGUCGAGGAUCUUGAACGAGUUGGAACGGUCAGUUGUGUCACUGGAAAACGUCCUCAAUCCAGAACAAGUGCUAAUCGCAAAUGCGUUCAAUGUAGAUAGUUUGAGUAGCGCUCAUACCAAAUGCAAAGAGAUACAAAAACGAAUCGACUUGCUUAUUUUUGUCGUGGAAACGCUCCAAGAACAAUUGAGCGAAAACCACAGAAUACAAGACACAGUUCAAGAGUUGACCAAUCGUCACGAGACCAGCAUUGCCGCCCUGAAGCAACAGCACGAAUGUAAAGUGAAUCAGCUCAACCAGAAGAUCGACGAACUGAAGCAGCACCUCAGGAAACUCGAAAACGAAAAGGAGGGGAUUAUACAGAAGCUCAACAAGGAAAAGAAUGUGCUCAAACUGCGUGAAAAUGAAUUUUGCGAAACAAGUGCUAAACUGCAUGAUCUAGAGACAAUGUGCCAUGAAAAAGACGAUAAAAUCAAAGAUCUGCUAAAAAGUAACGACGACGAAAGCCAGAAAUCCAAGAUGAUCCAAACCAAAUAUGAAGAGCUCUCGGAAAGUUAUAGGAAGAGCACAGAAGAGUAUCAAAAAUUAGAACGAGAGCGAGAUAACUUAUUGAGGCAAAUCCAGAAAGAAAAGGAUCACAUAAGGAGACUUGAAAAGCAUCUGGAAAUGCAGGAAACGGAACACGCUCACCAGGUUGACAAUCUACAUGCUGCCUAUCGGGAACAGCAGGUGGCAAAUGAAAUCGAUUCGCAGAAAGAUAGGGAUGACGAAGAUAGCCUACGUCUGAAAUAUCAAGCAGAAAUAGAACAGUUAAGGGCUCUAUGUGAGAAAGGGCUCGCGGCUAUGGAAGCAUCUCACAAACGGAUCAUUCACGAUCUGGAAGAGAAACAUCAGCACGAUAUAGCGCGGUUAAUUGUGGAGAAGGAACAAGCUCUUGCCGAAGAAACACAGGCUACUUUGGCUGCAUUGGACGCAAUGAGGAAGGCGCACCAGAACGAAGUUCAACGGGAAGUGGCACGAUUCAAGCAAGAGUUUUUGAAACAGUUUCAGAAAAAUGGGCAACCAUCACUCUCAUAUAAAGAGAAAGAGCAAGAACUAGAAGAAGUUCGCCUAGAGAUACUUUCAUUAUCGGAAAAGUAUUCGAUAAAAUGUGUUGAAAUGGCUUCGCUCGAGGAAAAACUAAAGAUUGCAUCCCAACAGCUUAAGUACUCGCAGCAACACAUUCAACAGCUUGACGUUAGGAAUAAACAGCUUCGAGCACACUUCGAAACGGGUGAACCUGGCGAUCCGACUCCGAAUACUGCAGGAACGAAAGGAAUCAACUUGCAUGAAGAUGCUAGUGAUGUGAGGACUUCCUUGAGAAAACAGCAAAAUAAUCCAGCGAAGGGUGUGAUUCCAGCGGUAAACGUUACGACAACAGUUCCCACAACAACGACUACUGCAUCCACGACCACGACCGACACCGUAAGCUCCGUCAGCUGCAACGUUUGCACCACUGGUCAUUGUUUUGAUAGUAUCAGCAAGGAGAAUUGUAUUAUUAACAAUAAGAAAGAAUCGCAUCCUAGACUAAAGUUUUCAGAAGGAGCCAAAUUAGGCGUAUCGACCAUCUUCUCUACCUCGUCGUCAACCGGAAACGACAUAGUGAAUUUUACAAGCAGUAGCAAUCGAGCCAAAGUUCUAAACUGUAAACAACCCAACAAAAAUCAACUGAGCGGGAGUCAAACUAGUAAUAGAAACUCACCGUCAGUAUAUCCCGCCACCGUUCAUGCGUUGAUCCCGAUCCCCGGCUAUAACAUCGGAAUAUCGAAAAGCAAAAGCAGCAGUAGCAGCAGAAGCAGUAACAUAGAUAGUAGUAAUGACAAUGAUAAUGAAAGUUUAAUCGAGCUUAAACAGACAAUCAAUGUGUGUUCGCCCCUUCCCUUAGAUGAGAAGGACGCUGAACAUAUUCGUCGAUUUGAGUUGGAAAUCUGAGGCAAAAUACCAUCGAAAAAAAUCAUGUUUCAUUAUCAUUAUUAACACCGACUCAUGAAAACAACCAAAUUAAUUCCACACACCAGAGUUUCCUGCUUUCCGAGUUGCAUCCAUAUUUACAGAGCAUAAUUCACUCACAUAGAAUACCCAACUGCAUGAUAGAUGUUGUUUGCUGAAUAUUCCCACCAGUUAUUAGCGCACGCACGAGUUGUUGUAGCAUGUAGUAAAUCUUUUAAUUUUCAUGAAUACAUUGUAAAUUUAUAUUAUUCAUAUUUCAAUCAAAGAUUGAUCUUUUUUUGCAUAUAUGUACAGUGACUUACCCACAUGAUUCUGUAUAAUGUAUCUAAUAAAUAGUAAAAUUCAUCAUAGGUGUAAAUAUAACUAAACACAGGAAAUUAAAUAAAACUUGUCUCACCCUAUUAAUCGAGUGAUUGAGUGUUUAUAAACCGCUUUUCUAAUGUUCAUCAUUAAAACUAGUAUUAGACUGUCUGUUUCGUUUCAAACCCAACUGAAUUUCCUGUCAUUCUAAGGGCAAUUCACAAUAAGAUAUGGUAUUUUAGAGAACUAGGUAAAUUAAUAAUUUAGUUCAAACCCGGUUGGCUAUGUGGUCGCAAUCCAUACCGUACAUAUACCAGCGUUUGUUUUAACUCAGUUUCGUUGUAUUUUCUAAUUUCCCUACCGUUUGUCUACUCCUCUUGUGUUCAUGAUUUCGAUGACAAUCUUCUUGCAUCCAAUCAGCAAUAAAAAUGAGUACGUUUUGGAAAAUAA
This is a messenger RNA of Toxorhynchites rutilus septentrionalis, 9191 nucleotides long. It is a transcript of the gene osp, whose product is annotated as protein outspread. The record is from RefSeq and is a predicted model, not a curated record. Lineage: Eukaryota; Metazoa; Arthropoda; Insecta; Diptera; Culicidae. Gene Ontology annotation, molecular function: actin filament binding. Bases 1644 to 8423 code for a protein of 2259 amino acids. Gene Ontology annotation, cellular component: actin cytoskeleton. Gene Ontology annotation, biological process: actin filament organization. The transcript is spliced from 15 exons.